This is a messenger RNA of Oppiella nova, 984 nucleotides long. The record is from the annotation of a GenBank genome assembly. NCBI's taxonomy places the organism in Eukaryota, Metazoa, Arthropoda, Arachnida, Sarcoptiformes, Oppiidae.
GACUGGGGAGGGAUUAAGACACACGAGUGGACAGGGAAUCACGUGUUCGGACAUCCGUACAAAUGCGAUGUCACGGAAUGCCUGUACGAGACCUACUCGGGCGACGAACUGGUGGAGCAUAUCGAGAGCCACGGCUCGAUCUACCCGUGCGAGUCGGUCGGCUGUUCGGCCACUUUUAGCACAGCUGACGAUAUGGCCGCACAUAUGGCAACACACGAUCAGGAGCUUAGGGUCCGGUGCCGGUGGCCCGGCUGUAAUAAAUCGUAUAGAAGUACGUAUCACAUGAAUAAACACAUGGAUACGCAUUCGCGAGAGACUGUCUACCGGUGCCAGUGGUCCGGCUGUGAGAAGGCGUUUGCGAAUAAGAGGAGUGUCAGGGAUCACGAGCGCCGCCAUAAGGGUGUGAAGUCUGGUAGGUAUCGGUGCCAUUGGCCGCAGUGUGAGUACAGGUCCAGCAAUGCCGACACAUUUAGGAGACAUUUCGAGUCACAUAAGAAUGAAGCAAAGAGUCAGCAACGAGUGGACAGACAUGCGAAGGGCCGUAAGGUUAAGGAAACAUUCGGUGCCACAUAUUUCCAGUACUGUCCCCUAAAGCUAACGGCCCAGGAGUCGGCACAGUUACUCUCAACAGUGGCCACGGCGUUCACUGUGGGCCGGGGGCUCAGUGUACUUAUGGCCCUACGAUUCAAACCCCAGCAAAUGAUUGGCUAUCACUUUGCUAUACUAAUCAUCGCCGCUAUUACCCUAUAUGCGGGUCAAUAUAAUCUAACGGUGCUGUGGGUGUCGACAAUUAUGGCAGGUCUAGGACUGUCAGCCAUGUGUCCGGCAAUGUUCGCAUACCUGGAGCAGUACCUGUCCAUCACUAACCCUAUCGGCGUUUUUGUGGAGAGAUAUUCGUGGGUUGUGUUGAUGUUUGAGUCCAUUUAUGUCGGCACCUGUUUGUUGCUAUUCGUGUCGUUCAUAAUUUUAGUGGACAGAUUAUAG